Molecule: messenger RNA, 9008 nt
Organism: Pocillopora meandrina
Lineage: Eukaryota; Metazoa; Cnidaria; Anthozoa; Scleractinia; Pocilloporidae
Source: the annotation of a GenBank genome assembly
AUGGCAUUUCUGUCUUUGUGGACUUGGGCCUUUCUGAGUACCAUUGUGAUAACCGACAUUCUUGCCGCUCCAAAUCCAAUAUACGGAAAUAAUCAACGACGCCGCUCAUCUUCCAGUGGAAAUCGAGAUUUUAGAGCACCAAGAUUACGAGUUGGACUUCCUCUAGAAAAGAUCCCACAACAUCAAAAUGUUAACUCAGCCUCGUCUUUACCAACCAAACAGAUCGUUCAAGCUCAAAGUUACAAAACCACACAACAAUAUUCAUUUCCAUCGAAACUCAUGCCACCAGUCAAAAAUCAGCCACUUCAAAGUUUCACUCCAAAUGAUCAGCCACUAAACCAGCAGACACCACCACCAAGUGAUCAGCAGAAACAGACAGCCGUAAAGGACAAAGACCAGACGGCUGACACUAAUAAUUGUAGGUGUGGUUGCUGCUGUGGAUCAAAUAAUAAUAAUAAGAAUGGAGGAGCUACAAACAACAAGGACAAAAAUUGUUGUUGUUGCUGCUGUUGCCAGCCUUGCUGCGGUUGCCAGUCUUGUGGUUGUUGCUGCCAGCCAUGUUGUUGUUGUCAGCCAUGCUGUUGUAAUUGUUGUCAUCAAGACGUUUGCCAUCACCACAAACAUGAUCACGAAUGUUGCGUGCAUCACGAUUGCUGUGUGCAUCACGUGCAUCAUAUCACUCAUCAUUGCCCCUGCCCCAGCGUACAGCAGUGCUGUUGCGGAUGCCCACAAUCUUGUGGCUGCCUUCAAACUUGCGGCUACCCACAAUCUUGUGGUUGCCCUCAGACUUGCGGCUGCUGUUGUCAGGGGUGCGGUUGUGGGAUCCCAGAGCCUCCUUGUGAUGUCUGUGAAGUUCCCUGCGGCUUUCAAACUCCUUGUACCUGUGGGUUAUUGGGAUGUGGAUGCUGUUGAGGGCCUAAACGUAAUUGUCCUAAAUGUAAUAACAUUUGGUCCUAAAUGAAAUAAAAAGUCGUGAAUUUAAUAUCAUUUAGUCCUAAAUGUAAUAAGCCUUUAAUGCAAUCGUUUGACUCGACCAGUGCAUUGUUGUUAUAGCCACAUUGAGAUGUUAAAGUGAUAGCUGUUGCACCAAAAAGUCCUCUGACCAGUUUUCGUAUAACAUCGCAGAUUCGCGGAUAUCAAUCAGCGUCUUUUUAUUUGUUAGACAGAAGUCGACAAGCCUUCGCUGCAAACCGUUAUACUAAUGAACAAUUGGCAUCAAACCAUAGCCGGCAAAACAAUUGCUUAGGGUCAGUAACACAAAAGAUUGAGUUCUUAUAGCAACGAAGUUUUGAUUGGUUAUAAUAAAAAUAGUAAUAAGUGCGGAUCCGACUGAAAAGCAUUUCACGAACCCUAGCAUUAUUGUGGGAUAGGUCUGUGACCCAUGAAGAUCGUGAGAACUCCGAAGGGAACGUAAAAUCCUAUGUUUUAGCAGACGAUGUCUAUGAAGCCCUGCUCGACCUUGUUGUAGGCAAGGCGCAACCAUCAGUGAAAGAACGGACGAGAGCAAUUCGUGCAGCUGCUGUGCAAUACUGGAGACCCGGCGGAAGGAUAUCAGUUAAAAAAGACCAUGUUGGUAAAGCGCUAUAUUACGAGGGGCGUCGAAUGUUAAAAUCAUCAGAGGUUAACAUGUUUUCAGCCGUUUCCUUUCGCUUUGUCCUCUGGAAAGUAAAUCAAGCCAGGUAAUUACAAGUGAACUGGGAUGUAUUUAUAUAGAGCAUGGAUCGCCAGAAAUAAUCCAGUGCGACCAAGGAGGGGAGUUCAAGAAAGCCCUGGAAACACUCAACUAUCACAUGAAUAUAAAAUUGAUUUACAGUUGCCCGCGCCAUUCCAAUCACAAGGCAAGGUAGAACGUUGUCACGAGACACUAAGAUCCAAGAUGGAAUAAGACCUUCAAAAAUGGGUCAAGACGGUGUUAACUGGGCGAAACAGCUCCCCCUUUAUCAUAGAAUUCUAAAUAACGACCCCGAGGGAUUGAUUGCUUACAAAACACCAUUCGAGAUAUACUUUGCACGACUUCGCUUGAAUCUUCCCUCAGCUUACAGCAUCGGAGAAAAAAAUUAUAUACGUUUUAGAGGGAAACCAUCGAAUAAACGGUAUGUGACGGAGGGUUGUAUCGUGAAACGAAAGGUUAAAUUGCAUACCUAUAGGGUUUCAUACACCUCACCGCUUUCAGGAAAGGAAGAGUGGAAAUGGGUCUCUGUGGACGAUGUCACAAGCUUUACACUAGAGCGCAAAAAACAGAAAUAAAAAUACGCUAAGCUGUCUAAAAAUAAAACAUUUACCACCAGAAAAAGUAUUACAUGCCUAUGAGAAGAGACGAUUAUGCAAAGGCUAUUAAAAACCAGGGUUUUAAAUUGGUUAACAAUCCUCCUGGAGAUUUCAAUUACCAACUUGCUGCACUAACGCACCAGGCAAAAAUACAUUUUAAGAUCUCCUGAAACCAUGAGUAUCAUGAAUAAAAUAGUAUCAUCCUUAAAAAGUAAUCCGUACGAUAGCGAUGGCUUCCCUUUUUUGGAUCAUUUGGCAGAUGAUGAGUUCGCUUCCUGGGACGACUAUACAACUCAUAUGGCGCGAGAUGGAACCUAUGGGAGGCCGAUUACGCUGUAUGCAGGAGAUGUAGCUGAGGGACUUACUCAUAGUAGCCGAAAAAACGAGACGGAGCUUGAAUAUUGCAAAGUGAAGUCGACAGUGGCAUAGCCAAUGAUGGUGAUAAGCUAAUGGAAGUUCAGCUUGUUUCAGAUGUAUACAUCGACUUAUAUUCUGCGACGAGCUGUAAACCAGCUUUAUAUAGUGUCAGCCACGUUGAUAAUAUUAGUACGCGAGGGGAUGACGAAUGUCACAUUGGAAAUCUUCCCAACGUAGAUCUAGAAAUAAAUCUUAGAAAUAGUUUUAAUGUAGAAAACAAAGAGACGCUGAUUAAUAUCAGCGAGCCCGCAAUAUGCAAUGAAUAUUGGUCAAAGGAUUCUUUUUUCCAACAGCUGUCACUUUAACAUCUCAAUGUGGAUGUCCGCUAUAACAACAAUGCACUAGCGCAGUCAAACGAUUGCAUUGUAGACUUAUUACAUUUAGGACCAAAUAUUAUUAUAUUUAGGAAAUUAUUACAUUUAGGAUCAAACAUUAUUACACUUAGGACAGUUAUUAUAUUUAAACCUUCAACGAAUGCUCUGGAUGCCCGCUGUAAGCCAUACCUUGUGGUUGCUGUGGGUAAUCUCGGUGGCGUUCGAAAUGAUCUCUUUUCUUAUAAAGAAGGAAGUUUGAGUAUUAGUGAGCACUUUCAUUUUUGUUUUGAAGUCCCUCUCCUCCUUUUUGUUUUUUUUUCGUAUUCUAGAGAGAGGUAUUCCAGAAGAAAAAGGGUAGAAAGAAAAGAGAGCAGUUCAGCGUCAACUUAUUCUUCCACCUGGCUACCUUUUCUUAGCGUAUCGACGUGUAGAAUCCUUCAGUUUCUUCAAAAAGCAAGUUAAUCCAUUUUUAUUUAACUUUUGGUACAAAAUAAAUGUAAGGUUUAACACUUGUAAACAUAAAUUAAUUCAUUGUCUUGUAAAUGUGGUUGUAUUAGUCUAAGGAACCACACAGUGCAUGAUAAUUAUUUUUCUUCUAGCUCUUUUAAAUCUAGAGUUUGCUCAUUUCCUGCAUUACCUCUCUGAAGAGCGAGAAUUUCAAGAGGUAUCGCAACAGUCGCUGAUUACUUUAAAAGUGCGUUUUAUUUAUCAGGAUGAGUGAACUUUGCACUGAAAUUCAAAUACAUUUGUAUUGUAUAUAUAUAAAUAUUUUAAGAGGAAAAAAGGACGCAACUACAUUUUCCCGACAAGCCUGUUUCGUGAACCGCUUCACUCUUCAGGGGUUUAAUAAAAGAAUAUUCAUGUGACUACCGUGUAUAAACUAGGAAAAUUUACAUAAUACGCGGUAAACUUAAAAACUUUAAAGUUCAGCUGUUGCGUAGCAAUGCUUUCUUUCUGUGUCGGCAUGAAGAUACGAGUUCGUUACGCUUAUUUAGUGAUUAAACCCCUGAAGAGUGAAGCGAUUCGCGAAACAGGCUUGUCGGGAAAUGUAGUUACGUCCUUUUUUUCUCUCAUAAUAUAUAUAUAUAUACAUAUAUAUAAAAUUGAGUAAAUGCCCACCAUGCGCCAUAGUUUAACAAAACUUCGUUUGCAUAACUGGAUAGUAAAUACUGUUUUGCGUGUUCUGGUCUAGUCUAGUUUAGAUAAGUCUACUAUGAUCUAAUCUUCGUUUUUCCCGGCUUCAUCAGGUCCUAAACAAGUACAUCCUGUAGGAUUUCAUAUUACAGGUGUUUCUUUUGAUAUUAGCAUAAUCUAAAUGUGUAUUAAAGAACUACCAUUCUGAUUUUGGCUGAGCUGAGAUUGUAAAGGAUCUUCCCAUUUAAAGUUUAUAUAAAACCCAAAGUUCCAUUUUCCAAUUGAAUGUAUCGACGGAUGGCACACGUUCAUGACGGAUGGCACGCUCCACGCUCAACUGAUACCGUAUGGUGUAUGGUUCUUGUGAGCUGCAAAGGAUGGUCUUCCAAAUAAUAGUUUAGCAGUUAAUACGAUAAAAUAAAUUCUCAUCAUGGAAUCACGUGAACGACGCUUCCAUUGACGGCGGCACGCAUUUAUUUGUAAUAAAUGAUGCUAAACAUAACUUUAUUCCAUAAUAGGUGCACUGUAUAUUUUUACCGUAAGCUCUCUUACGCAGACCAGUCCAAAAAAUUAAGUACCAGGAACUAACCUGCUGGGUUUAAAUUGGAACAAAUCACAGCGCCAAAUUAUUGAUCGAGGACUCGAUUUUUAGCGUUUUAGAAUGUUAAGGAACAAUGAAAAUUGUCUUUCUCGGCCUGGAAUAUCUUAAAUCGUUUAAUUCUUUCUACUCCUUUUUUUUGCCAUUAACACGCUACACUAAGAAACUAUUCCUUUAAUCGCCUUACUUGGCAGCCAACCCUUACGCAAAACUGAAACAGCCUCUUCUGUGUUUCUUUUUUCUAAUCGGAAAUGUUCGUAUUACCUAUCGCAACGAGCGACAUGCGAAAUAUACUUUUUGAGUUGAUGUCAACAAGUUAAAACAAGGUGAAGAUUCACCCCGCAACAUAAUGGUUAAAUACCGAUACAUUUGCGAGGCAGCGUAAAAUUGUCACCUUUUAUCUGCACCGUCACCUCUUCAAUUAAUCACUUAAUCUAUAUGGUCUCAACUACUUAUAACACUAACCUUGAAACAGUAGAAAAGAAAAGAGAAAUUCUCAAGCUGUUUGUGUGUGUUUUCUUCUGAUUUAAUUAGUAACUCGCAAAAAAGAAAGUUGAUUAUUCUUCAUAAGGAGAAAACAUCAAGCGAACUUGUACUCGCUGGUACCAGAAAUGAAUAUGCCAAUUAUCUCGGAAUAACCCAAUGGCGUUCACUAUCGUGUGAAUUCCAUGACAUGGUCUUUUGAAGCGUUAAAAAUAAAGGAGGAGAUUGGCGUUGAAUGGUGCUGUGAUGUAAGAUUUAUAAUUCACUCGAAUGGACACAAAUGCCCACAACAAAUUUAAAUGCAAAGUAUAAAUUUCGAGAUGUAUGGUUUCGAAUAGAAGCUCGGUUGUCCUAAACAUGGGACUUAUCUAGAAGGAUAUGAAACCGAAUAUCUUAUUGACUUCUUUACUUUCUUCUGUCAUAUUUUAUAAUGCCGUAAUCUCCGGAAGAAUAUUGCAUGGGAGUGAUAAAGGUACCUUGAGGAGUUAUUCAGGAUCGAUUGGAAAGAAAUAUGGUCACCCAAAAACUGGCGAUAAAAUUACCUCAAAGAGGACAUCAAGGAAGUUACCUGCGGCGGGAAGUUUGUUAAGGUAGGGUGAUUUCAUCCUGUCCCUGAUGUUCUACGACUUAAAAAUCUCUAUAGACUAAUUAGAACAAGAAAAAAUGUGAUUGACAGAAGAAGAGUGACAACAAACCUCUAAACGUCUUAUAAAUUGAAAACUAAAUUUGAAGAAGGCCUGAGUCAAAACAUCGUGUUAUAUCUAAAAGUCAAGAUGAUUAAACACGAUUUCACAUCGAAAUGAAGACACUGAGACCAUUGACCUGUGUCACACAAAGCAAUUUUUAGGUCUUUGAAAAAGUCAGGAAUGUUAUCCCUUUCUUGUUUGUAAAGAAGCAAAAUAAGAAACAAGAAGAUCUAUCUUUUCUUCCGUGAUCUGUGGAUCGUUAUGUAAUAUGUAGAACGUUUCAGCCCACGGGAAAACACUCAAACGGAAUGUAAUUGAAAAGGUUCAUGAUGAUGCACUGACUGAGCUUGAGAAAACUGGCCGAAGUCGAUAGAGGUAAAGGUUCUUGUGUACGAUCUUGACCCACAACGCUUCGAUCAAUACGGGAAUGUAAAAAGGUAACGGCAAACUGCCACUGAGAUUUAAUGAAUUGCUGGAUUUUACGCGAGAUCAACAAACAUCUAACCCUAUAGGAGCUACGAUGCUUUUAGUAUUCUGCCAGAGGCUAUGUGACUCUGCCUGGUGUGCAAACACUGCUGUACCGCGUUUAUGAUAACGAAGAAAGAGGUUUCAAGUAGGAUUUUAAUUCAAAAUAACUUACAUCAUCAUACUAACUCUACUGUGGCUUUUUACAUAAAGAGAGGAAUUUGGGACAUCGUUGACCGUCAAACAUGCUUACAAAUUAAUUACCUUUUCAUCAUUCAACAUCACGUUUGAGUCACCUUAAGCUUUAGCCCCUUUGAUCAGUCCGUGAGGUACAUGCAUUUCGUCAUAUUCGUAAUAAUGUCACUGUUCAGUUAUAAAUUAUCUUUACCAUCAUUCUGAAGGUUAUUUUUCAUUCCUUUUCCUAGACCCGAGUCCUUGCCUAAAGCAGCACAAAGUAAUGAUGUAGGAAAAAGUAAAGGAAAAAGAUAUGGUAUGAUUUAAAUGAACUUUCGUGUUAAAUCUUCAGCACGAUAAUCUCAUAGCUUUAAAAAGUUUGAUGAAGAAAAUAGUGUGCAACUGUGGUUGCUUGUAGGUUAUUUUAACCACAAAAUUGUGGCAUUUUUGGGAUCUGGUUCAUUGAAUCUCAAUGAUGACGAUUCGAACUUUUUCAAUCGCUAAUACACUACUUGGUUGAAGGCUAAAUUUCUUUUUUCAGGGUGCUGCAUUUGUCAUGGUUGUCAGCCUUGUGUUGGCGGCUGUAUGCAAAAUUGCGAUUGUUGUCACCAUGAGUGCGAUGAAGGUUUGUCAAUUUUUACCCGCAUGACAAAUAUUGUUACAAUUUACUGUCGAGUUGGACACUAAGUGCAACUGUUAACGAUUAACUGAACGCAUGCGGCAUGAAAUUGAUAAGCUCUGAAAAAUAAAACAGUGUAGUAGAACUUGAUACUGUUCUUAGAAACUAUAGAGAGGAAUUCAUAGAAAGGAAGUCUGACUGGCUUUAAACAGGAAUGCAUUGUUUCGUACAACAUCUGUGAUACUUUUCAUUAAGUGACUGCAGUUGGGUCGGUAACAGAGCAAGUAAUUAUUUUUACGCCCAGCGGAGGGAUGUGAAGUACACCAUUUUAACUCUCCUAUUGUAUACACUCACUUAUAAAAACAUCAUUUUGAAUUUAUAGCUCGCUGCCGGUCAAAACUUUUGCCUAAGAUGUUAUAGAGAAAGGACCACUUAGUGUUUAAUAUAAGUUAAGAUCAAGAUAAAUCAAAUCGGAUGAUCAAAACACGAAAAAGGAUACUCCCCUAGAGCUUGAUUUUUAAACAUCAACGAGUCAAGUUGAGCAUUGAUGUGAUAUUUGGAAACCACCUGUUUUUCUAGGCAGUAUUUUUAGAUAAACCUGAACAGUAAAAGUGGAUAUACCCACCAAACAAUACAAAGUCAACAAAAUUAAAGGCUCAGGUAUACAACCCCUCGGGGACUUCUUAAGGCAACGACUAAUACAAAACCAAGUCACACAGCAACAUCAUACAAGGAUGUUUUGAAAUCAUCUCACGCAACUGACACACAAUAAUUUCCUGCAUCACAUCGCCCUUAACAAGUAACAAUCUGAACACAUAAACUGACAUAAGUCUUGUCAGUCCUAGUUCGCUGGUAGCAGAUGCUAAGGCCAGAAAAACAUUAGUUUGCUCAGAAUUUAUUGAUAAUAUCUUAUUUUGUUCUUUAUCUGUUCUCCAUUCUUCAUUUAGGCUGUUGGUGUCCUAUACCGGGUGCUGAGGAAGCCCCCAAAAAGAAGCCCGCAGAGGAGCCAUGUUGCUGUCCUUGUUGUUGCCCAUGUUGCCCUGUUCCAAGUUGUCAGCAUUGUUGUCAUCAUAUUCAUCAUCACCAUCAUCAUUGCUGCCCUUGCUGUCCUUGCUGCCACUGCUGCCAUUGUUGUCACUGUUGCCCAUGCUGCUGCCACUGUUGCCACUGUUGCCACUGUAAGCGAUCUCAAGGGCCCCUGUCAACAACAUUCUUCAGAAGACCUCUCUUCUUGUAUCUGAUUACUCCCUAUCCGUCUAUCAGUGGACUUUACGAUAAAAACGCAAGGUCGCUGUUACAACAUGGGCCUUUACGUGUUCACUAAGCCGGUAGAUGGCUCGAUAACAGCAUUUUGAUGGUUGAUAAUUAGAAUGGUAUGAGCAGUAGGUUUAGUUAUUCGUGCAUGGUUACCUUCAGGUUUACAUCGUCGCGUUCCUCAAGAUGCACCGUUCUACUAAUAUGAUGCAGAAGCAUGUUAAUUGAGCCUUAAACUACCCGAACUUGGCACAUAUCUAAUUAUCGACUCGACGUGAUAAUAUGAGAUCAACCAUCGUACAUUUUCUCCCCCAUGUGGAUUGGGCUCGCUGGCAUAGUGACAUGGUCCUUUUGAGGGCACAAGUUGAUAAAUUACAUGUAAGAAAUCAAUAAAACGGCUAAGAGAAUAUCGGCACUUCAGAAUGUUUAUCGGUCUAUGCUUUAUCACCGAACCGACGCGUUUGCGAAAAAAUAAAAAGCAAAUUGUGUAACAAGGGAUUUCAGAGAAACCUGAUAAAAAGUGCCUAAAAACAUUUACUGAGUUCAACAGACAAUGACGUGUAUCACACGUGUUUCCGUUUUUACGAAUAUACGAG